CGCACUGUAAUGAAAUACACUUUGCUUGCACUGCCCACCUCCCCUUCCCCUUUCCGUUUGUUUUUUUUCUCACAUCGUGUUUUCUUCUCAAUCUCCCAGUCCUAGUUGCCGCAAGCUUGUUUUGAUGUCCAUGCGAUAGUCACCGUUGCUCUUCAUCGCCUUUAACAAUUUAUUCAUUGGGACAAGGAGCAGCUUGUUUCUUAGUCAAAUCUAUUCUUCGAUUUCAGCUGGACAAGGAGACGCAUCACCAUCUGCACCGAUUCUGUCGGCUGUGUCUUCAGUGCUUCGAUCGUCUGCUGCUAUCAAUUCUUCUGUGCUUUGGUCGUUUCUUUCAUCCAAGCAAUCUAUCCUUAGAUCGAUUAUUCUUUAGUCGGCUAUUUGGUUUGAGCAUAUAUUAGUCAUUUUAAAGUAGAAGGUAUGGGACAUAAUGAUUCUGGUGGAUCCGAGAAGAAAUCAAGUGAAUCUGCUAAUGAUAUACAAACUUUCAAUGCUGAAAAUUUGCAAAGUAACAUGAAAGUUAUAUAUUACAGCCGGACAUUUUUGGCUAUCAUCAGUGGGGUGAUUGCUGGAAUUUUGGGAUUCACGGGUUUGACUGGAUUUAUCUUUUAUGUCCUUAUCAUGGCCAUCACUUCACUAGGACUCGUAGCCAAAGCAAAGUUUUCUGUUCAUUCAUACUUUGACUCUUGGAACCGAAUUAUACUUGAUGGCUUUUUUGGUGGGCUUAUGUCGUUCGUGCUAUUCUGGACCUUUGCAUAUGAUAUCGUGCAUAUAUUCUGACAAGGGAUCUGUUACAUCUUGAUGGAAGGAAAGCCAGUGCUAGUGCUGCUGCCGCUGCCGCUGCUGCUGCUUGUGACCUCCAGUUUAUAUCACACACCAGAGCUUGAACGUAUGUUUGAUGUUUCUAUCAAUUACCAAAUUUAUCCUUAUAAUCAUUUUUGAAGUUUGGUUCUGUGGAUUUCAUACUUAUAGGCUUGACUGUAGAAUAUUGCAAGGAAGCUGCUUUGUGUUGUUUCUGAUGCUUUUCUAAGUUAUACGUUGAGGAUUGUUCAAUGGAUGUAUGUUUUAAGCUUUAA
This is a messenger RNA of Manihot esculenta (cassava), 1073 nucleotides long. RefSeq names its product ER membrane protein complex subunit 6. The record is from RefSeq and is a predicted model, not a curated record. Bases 418 to 777 code for a protein of 119 amino acids. NCBI's taxonomy places the organism in Eukaryota, Viridiplantae, Streptophyta, Magnoliopsida, Malpighiales, Euphorbiaceae. Gene Ontology annotation, cellular component: membrane; endoplasmic reticulum; EMC complex. The transcript has 5 exons. Gene Ontology annotation, biological process: autophagosome assembly; protein folding in endoplasmic reticulum.